CAGUGUGUUUACCAGACUGACAGCCGCAGGAAGCUGCUGCAUUUAUUCACCUAUGGGCCUUUUUAAUUGAAGAGUGAGCGAAGAAGCGGUGUUUGGAAGUAUUGUGUUAUCAAGCAGUGGAAUGACGGUAGUUUCCAUUCUGUCUGUUUGUCGUAGUGAACUGAACUUUGCUCAUCUUCAUUCACUGUUGGCCGACUAGCCUGCGAGCUGGCCAGGCUAGGAUAGCAUUGGCUACAGCAGGACUCCGUCUUUGAAAUAGCAACAACACACACAGAAAAGCAGCAUGGUGGACAAGAAUAUCUACACCGUCCAGGGAGAAAUUGGCACUGUUGUUGGGGCUAUCAAGAGGAACUCCAGAUGGAAUACUCAUACUCCCCUGGAUGAAGAACAGGACCCGUUACUCAACAGCUUUGGACACCUCAAAGAAAUCCUCAACAGCAUUACAGAGCUGUCAGAUAUUGAACCCAACAUAUUCCUGAGGCCUUUCCUGGAAGUGGUCCGCUCUGAGGACACCACUGGACCAAUCACAGGACUUGCCCUUACCUCUGUCAACAAGUUCCUUUCCUACGGCCUCCUCGAUCCAAACCAUGAAGCGGCAGCAGAGGCCAUUGAGAACAUGGCAGAUGCCGUCACACAUGCUAGAUUUGUGGGAACAGACCCUGCCAGUGAUGAAGUCGUCCUCAUGAAAAUUCUACAGGUCCUGAGGACUCUGCUGCUGACACCAGUCGGGGCCCAUCUGACCAACGAGUCGGUUUGUGAGAUCAUGCAGUCCUGCUUCAGGAUUUGCUUUGAAAUGCGCCUUAGUGACCUUCUCAGGAAAUCAGCUGAACAUACACUGGUUGACAUGGUGCAGCUGCUUUACUCCAGACUCCCACAGUUCAAAGAAGAGGCCAAGAGUUAUGUUGGUGCCAACAUAAAAAAGUUGAAGAUGCGUGCCGGUGGAAUGAGUGAGUCGUCCAAAUGGAAGAAGCAGAAGCGCUCGCCAAAGCAGCCGCGACACAUGGUCCGAAGUCCCUCUGGUCAGAUGGACCCAGCCCAGUCCAGCACCCUCAGCAACAACAACCUUUCAGGUGGCGUUCCCUUCAUUGAGCAGGGCCUGUCUAGCUUACCAGCCACAGACAGUGCUGGCUCAUCCAUUUCCAGCCCUACAACCACAGACAGUGGCCUAGACACCUGCUCCAAAGCCACCUCCAGAGAAGACUUGUCUGACCUGGAACAGUGCAGCUUGUCUGCAAACAACCUGGGCCCUGAGCCCAGCUCUCCAGAUGCACACUCGGAGGGCAGUCGGGUUGAACGAUCUCAGUCGGCCUCAGUGGAGUCUAUCCCUGAGGUUCUUCAGGACAAAGACUCUAUUACAGAGCGGUCCGACAGUUCCUCUGUUCAUGAUAUGGACUAUGUCAACCCCCGAGGAGUCCGUUUCACACAGUCCACACAAAGAGAUGGUAUGGAUAUUGAAGGAGCAUCCCUCAUUCCUUAUGGCCUCCCAUGUCUGAGGGAACUUUUUCGCUUCCUGAUCUCACUUACAAACCCCCAUGACCGCCACAACACUGAUGCAAUGAUGCACAUGGGCCUGCAGCUGCUGACUGUUGCACUUGAGUCAGGAAACAUGGCUAACUACCAGUCGUUACUAGGUCUAGUCAAAGAUGAGCUCUGCAGACAUCUCUUCCAGUUGCUGAGUGUUGACCGUAUGAACCUCUACGCUUCUUCCAUACGAGUUUGCUUCUUGCUUUUCGAAAGCAUGAGAUUACAUCUCAAGUUUCAGCUCGAGAUGUACCUUAAGAAAAUGAUGGACAUCAUCACAUCAGAGAACGUUAAGAUGCCAUAUGAGAUGAAGGAGAUGGCUCUGGAGGCUCUGGUGCAGCUGUGGAGGAUCCCCAGCUUUGUCACCGAGCUGUACAUUAACUAUGACUGUGACUUUUACUGCUCCAAUCUGUUUGAAGACCUCACUAAACUGCUGUCCAAGAAUGCGUUCCCAGUGUCAGGGCAGCUUUACACAACGCACCUCCUGUCGCUGGAGGCUCUCCUCACUGUGAUUGACAGCACUGAGGCUAACUGUCAGGCCAAAGUGCUCAACAACACUGCUCAACAAGAGCAGUCAGAAACACUGCUGGCAGAGGGAGAAAGUUUAUGCCAUAGUGGACCAGACAGUACAACUGAUCUUAACAGACUUGACAAUACCAAUGGUUUGAGUGUUCCACAAGCUCCGAGUGCACCAGUAUGUCCACCAACCAGUGGUCAUCUGAUGGCAGAGACGAUGAAACUGGGCAGACAGGACCAAGGAGACAAUGAUGCUGCAGCUGAGAAGAGAGCACCAAAGAAGCCUCAGCGUUUCUCAUCAUUUUUACCUGAUUCACAAGAGUUGAUGGAAAUUAGAAGAAAGAAAAAGCUGCUGAUCACAGGCUCAGAGCAGUUCAACCAGAAGCCCAAGAAGGGAAUUCAGUUCCUGCAGGAGAAAGGCCUCCUCAGUAGCCCCAUGGACAACAACCAGGUGGCGCAGUGGCUCAGAGAGAACCCCCGACUGGACAAAAAGAUGAUUGGAGAGUACAUCAGUGACCGCAAGAACAUGGACCUCCUGGACAGCUUUGUGAACACGUUCACCUUCCAGGGACUUCGUAUUGAUGAGGCCCUGCGUCUCUACCUGGAGGCCUUUAGAUUACCUGGAGAGGCUCCAGUCAUCCAUAGACUCAUGGAAACCUUCACAGACAACUGGCAUAAAGUGAACGGCUCUCCAUUCAUGACCAACGAUGCAGGCUUUGCCUUGGCCUAUGCCGUCAUAAUGUUGAACACUGACCAGCAUAAUAACAAUGUCCGCAAGCAGAACAUCCCCAUGACUGUAGAGCAAUUCAAGAAAAAUCUUAAGGGAGUAAAUGGAGACAAAGACUUUGACCAGGACAUGUUGGAGGACAUCUACAAUGCUAUCAAGAAUGAAGAGAUUGUGAUGCCAGAUGAGCAGGCAGGUUUAGUGAAGGAGAACUACGUGUGGAGCGUGUUGCUACACCGCGGUGCCACACCUGAGGGUUUUUUCCUCCACUUGCCACCUGGCAGCUACGACCAUGACUUGUUCACCAUGACCUGGGGUCCCACCAUUGCUGCCCUCUCCUACGUCUUUGACAAGAGCCUGGACGACAGCAUCAUCCAGAAGGCCAUCACUGGCUUCAGGAAAUGUGCAAUGAUCGCUGCUCACUAUGGCUUCAGUGAUGUUUUUGACAAUUUGAUCAUCUCCCUGUGCAAGUUCACUACUCUGACCAAUGAGUCUGUGGAAAACCUCCCGACAGUGUUUGGCAGCAACAGUAAGGCGCAGACAGCAGCCAAGACUGUGUUUGACCUCGCCCAUCGGCACGGCAACAUCCUGAGGGAGGGUUGGAAGAACAUCAUGGACUCCAUGCUGCAGCUGUUCAGAGCCGAGCUGCUGCCCAAAGCCAUGGUCGAGGUGGAGGAUUUUCUGGAGCCAAACGGGAAAAUUUCACUUCAGAGAGAGGAAACGCCAUCCAAUCGUGGUGAGUCUGCAGUGUUGAGCUUUGUGAACUGGCUGACGCUGAGUGGAGCCGAGCAGUCAGGCCUCAGAGGCCCUUCCACAGAAAACCAGGAAGCUAAGCAGGCCUCCAUCCUCUGCAUAAAGCAAUGUGACCCAGAAAAGCUGAUCACAGAGAGUAAAUUCCUACAGUUGGAGUCACUACAGGAGUUAAUGAAGGCUCUGAUAUCAGUCACCCCAGAUGAAGAGACCUAUGAUGAAGAGGAUGCAGCCUUCUGCCUGGAGAUGUUGCUUCGUAUUGUUUUGGAGAAUAGGGACCGGGUGUCCUGUGUGUGGCAGACUGUGCGUGACCACCUCUGCCACCUCUGCGUCCACGCCAAUGAGAGCUGCUUCCUAGUGGAGAGGGCCGUGGUGGGACUCUUGCGACUAGCGAUCCGUCUGCUCCGACGAGAAGACAUUAGCUCUCAGGUUCUCCAAUCCCUGCGUCUACUGCUUAUGAUGAAACCUCAUGUGCUGUCCCGGGUCAGCAGGGAGGUGGCAUACGGCCUUCAUGAGCUACUGAAGACCAACGCAGCCAACAUCCACUGUACAGACGACUGGUACACGCUCUUCUCCUUGCUGGAGUGCAUCGGAGCUGGAGUGAAACCUCCGGCUUCCUUUCAGCUCUCCUCCACCACUACUGACAACGACACAGGCGCCCUGUCAGAUAGUGAACUGACCUCUCAUCAUCCCAGUGAAGUGAGUUUAGACCGGGGCUACACGUCUGACUCUGAGGUUUAUACUGAGCACAGCAAGACCAGGAUGUCUCGCUCCACCACUGAUGUGGAUGUAGCCAGCAGUGGAUGGCUUGUGGUUGGGAAAGAUGACCUGGACUUAAGUAAGACCCCUCCUUUGAGCACCAAAGCCCAGCUAAAUCACCCACUGGUCAACCAGUACAGCCUGACGCUGGGUCAAGACCUUGGCCAGCACGACACAAAGUCUCUCCUCAAAUGUGUGGAAACACUGUCCUUCAUCGUCCGAGAUGCUGCCCACGUCACCCCGGAUAAUUUUGAGCUGUGUGUCCGAGCUAUACGAGUGUUUGUGGAGGCCAGCCUCAAUGGAGGUUACCGUAAUCACGACAAAAAGAAGAGCCACAAGUACGGCCCCAAGUCGCGGCUGAUGAAGAAGGCAGGCGGGAGGGAAAAGGAGGGUGCAGGCGGCACAAGGCGCGGUGGCAGCCGAGCAUCCAGCCAGCGUCCAUCCCGUUCCCACAGCGAUGAGGAGGAGGACGAGGGGGUCCCAGCCAGUUACCACACGGUGUCAUUACAGGUUAGUCAGGACCUGUUAGACCUGAUGCACACGCUGCACACCCGGGCUGCCAGCAUCUACAGCUCCUGGGCCGAGGAACAGCGUCACCUACAGGCCGCGGGCAGGAAAAUCGAGGCCGACUCCCAGACUCUGUGGACCAGCUGCUGGUGUCCGCUGCUGCAAGGUAUCGCUUGGCUGUGCUGCGAUGCCAGGCGACAGGUUCGUAUGCAGGCUCUCACCUACCUCCAGAGGGCGCUGCUUGUUCACGAUCUUCAGACACUUGAUGCCACUGAGUGGGAGUCCUGCUUCAAUAAGGUGCUAUUCCCCUUGUUGACUAAGCUGCUUGACAACAUAAGCCCAGCAGAUGUGGGUGGUAUGGAGGAGACCAGAAUGAGAGGCUGCACUCUCCUGUCAAAGGUUUUCCUCCAGCACCUGUCUCCUCUGCUGUCCCUGCCUACCUUUGCUGCCCUGUGGCUCACCAUCCUGGACUUCAUGGACAGGUACAUGCACGCAGGCUCCAGUGACUUACUGCAGGAGGCCAUUCCUGAGUCUCUGAAGAACAUGCUGCUGGUGAUGGAUACUGCAGGAAUCUUUCAAAGUGCUGACUCCAGGACAGGAUACUCCGACCUGUGGGAAAUCACCUGGGAACGUAUCAUCUGCUUCCUGCCUAACCUGAGGGAGGAGCUCUUUAAACAGACUGUCAUACCAGAACCAGUACCCAGUCCACCUUCAUCUCCAGCAGGUCGGCCUCCAUCCCCUCAGACGUCUCUACCACCUGCACAGCCUCCCUCCCCAGUCCCAGUGUCCCCUGCAGAGACACAGACACCCAGCAGGCCAGCAUCACCCCAGGAGUCUCAGUCAACCAGUGCCACCAGAGCAGACCGAUCAUCUGCAGUCCCACCCUCCAACCCCCCCAUGCCAGUGCCGUUAACUACGUCCCCGACCCAGACCCACUCACCCUUAAGCCAGUCACCGCUCAUCCUGCAGCCCCUUGCCUCUGCCCUGCAGGUGGGAGUCCCGCCCAUGUCCCUGCCAAUCAUCCUGAACCCUGCCCUCAUCGAGGCCAGCUCUCCCGUACCGUUGCUGACCUCGCCUAGACCCAUGAGCCCUGCUGACCAGGUCAAGUAAGACAGAGCUCCCCCCACCCCCCACUGAACAACUGGACCCAAUAGACUUCAACUCCAACUUCAGGAUCUGCUCGCCAGCAGCUUUUUGACGUGAUGAAAUAUAAAGUGUGACAGGACAGAUGACAUGUGACACCUCAGUCUUAUGACGUUUGAUUUGAAUGGUUAGUUGCUGACCCUGCAGCUGCACCACACGUUGUUCGUGCCAAUUUUCUGUUUGCUACUUUUUUUUAAUUCCUGUGGAUAAAUGACCUAACGUAGAAAGAUUGACAUCAUACUAUGACAUUCAGAGAAUUCUUUCAAGGAAAAUAAUUCCAAUAAAAAUGAUUUGGGUAACGUUGCAGUUCACUAAAAGUGUGAAGUACAAGCAGGGCCGUAAGCUGAGAACCCUGAUGUCCUGUGGGCGAACGUGGCUGUUAGGCAACAAGCGGAGAGUUUACAUUGUUGUGCACAUGGUGAGAAUUUGACUGGUUGAUGCCAGUAUUUUUAAACCCAACUCACUGCAUUAUAUAUCUCCAAUAACACAAAGGUUGAAACAAAUGAUCACAAUAUCCCACCACAGCUUGAUUCUGGUGAGAAGAAGAAGGCUUUAAAAUAAUUGUCUUCAUCUGGAGUCUAAGUAAUCGAGAGAUAAUGUGUGUGUGUGUGUGUGUGUGUGUGUGUGUGCGCGGGUGGCGUGCAUGUUUGUGCAAAACAGUGACUCACUGUUUUUAAUAGUUUUGGAUCAAGAAUGGAGCUCAGUGACAGAGGAAUCAGAUGUAUCAGGCUCUGAACACACACACACACACACACACACACACACACACACACACACACACACUUCCACACUCACACUCACGCACACACACAGUUCGUAGUAGACAUUGACUGUUGCUCUGACUCUGUAAUGAGGUGUGUUGGCAGGAAGGUACUUUCUCCUGAGCAUGACUCCUGACUGAGUUUUCAAACAUGAGGGUGGAACAGUUUAUAAUAUCAACACAGGCUUCGUGGACAUGGGAUCAUCACAGGUCCGAUUCAACGUGGUAUCUCGUGAAGCUGGUGAGUUUGGAAGAACCCACUGAACUUGAACUUGAUAAGACAGAGACGACUUUGUGGUUUUCCCUGUGAGCCUGAGCUCCAUCACGAUUUAUCAGUUUCACACAGGGACAGGGGCAGUGUUUGAGCUAUGUGCUGCAGUUGAUGGAGGAGGAUUGGAUUAUCCAGAGCUUUGACUUCGGUCGUAACAGAACCAAUAAUUCUCCCACUCUUGUCUCAUCACUGACGAGCAUCAGUUUGAAAUCUGUACAGAGAAAAAACAAAGUUAUUUAUUUAUCAGUCAGGUGUUUUUUCAGGGACCAAAUUCUGUUCUCCUGUAAAGUCCAAAGAGAAUCAAUGUUUAUAUCUACUUUUCAAUUCUUCAUUCUAUCUUCUAUUUAUCCCUAAAUGUAAAAACAAUUCCUCCUCCACUAAACAAACUAUCGUGGGUACAUGUGCAGCCUUUCUCAGACAGAUGGGAGAAGUCACAUCUGGAACAUUACACAGUGUAGAUACUUGAUUGAGCGGUGAACCCGAUCCACUGUGCAGACAGCAGUUAGGGGCUACACUGCAACUUUUAUGGUUCAUGAUGAAUCCAACAUAUAUUUAAUCAGAGCUGAGACUCAUGUUUCAUGGUGUAGAUCGUGUGGAUUUGAAGCAUGAACGAAGCUCAGCAGCUUUUCAUGCAACGAGUUCACACCACAACAAAGUGAAGGGAAGCAGUAAGACGUCACUGCUGAGUGGAGUCAGCAGUGACGCUUCGUGUCCACUCAGACGCUUUCACAUCCACACUUAACUCCCUGUGUGGAAGCGUUGAGGUGAGGGUGGAGCAGUAGGCAGAGGCAGGACGUAGCAUAUCAAUUAAAUUACAUGUUUUUGUUUACAGCACUACACCACUUUUCUAACCUCAGACAUUUGUUUUCUUACUGAGUUUUGCAUCUGUCGCAUGUUGGAAACAUCAACACACCCUCUCACUCGCAGUAAAACCUCCAGAGGAUCUCCUUCUCACAUUGGCCUAUUCAGUCGUACAAGGUUGAAGCUCAGAGAAACUCAGCAGAAAGUCUGAACCCUCUCAAUCGGUAUUGGGUUCUUACUCUGGAGAAUGUCUGGAGUUUAUCCGGAGUUCAGUGCAUGUGUGAAAGCAGGUGAGCUCCAGCAGAGCUUAUUCAGUGCUGCAGUGUGUGUUUAUCAGUAGGUCUCUGUAGGUGACGGGAUAUGACGUGUUCAUUAACUCUGCAGUAAAUCAACAAUGCUUUGCUGCUAACCCUAACCCAUUCAACGAAGAUAAACAAGCUUCAAUCUCUCUCAGCAUGUGCAUGACGUCUGGGUGCUGCGCUGCACCUUAGUGGUGGAGUUCAGAAGUUUUUACUCCCAUCAACACAAUGUUACUGGAUUUUUCCAAAUCAAUUCACAGUUGUAGAAUAUAACCCCCUUUUCCAUCUUUUUUUUGCAGUAGCUGUUCCUUCGUAAUGUUGCCUCCUUUUUUUUUCAUUCAGUCCAUACGACUUCCUCUUCACUUUUUAUCUGGUUGAAUCUUUAAAUCACAAUUUACCUCCUGAACAAAAAACCGGACUCUUUGGCAGCAGCACUCUGAAGGAAUCACACUUCAAAUAGAUGUUGUCCAAAGUGCUGUACAUCUAAUGGUCUUCACAUGUCCACAGUGAUGAUUCAGUUGUUGCAUUUCAGCUUUUUACCUGGUGCGGUUUCUCUACAUUGAAAGGGGUCGACCCUCUUGCAUGCUGACUGUGUUUUGUGUACAGUGACAUCUACCCUGACAGACCGGUGGGGACUAACUUACCGUUUUAAUACCAAAUGUGUGACUGUGAGUCUGUAGAUGUGGAGCCUAGCCUCCGUUCACAGUGGCCCUGGACUCAUGUUUCAUGUUAAUGUUAUUUAUUGAAGUAGGUGAAGGAGAGAGGGAUGUUUCCCGCUGACGUAGAUGCAGUGUGUGUAUGUCAGCUAGGUAACACUACAGCCUUAUAGCGCCACUGACGUGACACAUGUUGUAAAGCUGUGGGUUUAUUUGUUGUAUGGGAUUCUUAGAUAUAUCAGCUGACAGGAAAUUACAUGAAUAUAAUGUGUAUAUAUAUAUAUAUAAAUAUAUAUAUAUAAAUGAAAGGUAAUGUACUUUUUAUUAUGUAAUAAAUAAAAUGUAAAGAAAGUC
Molecule: messenger RNA, 9061 nt
Organism: Platichthys flesus (European flounder)
Lineage: Eukaryota; Metazoa; Chordata; Actinopteri; Pleuronectiformes; Pleuronectidae
Gene: gbf1
Product: golgi brefeldin A resistant guanine nucleotide exchange factor 1
Exons: 40
Coding region: 284-5887 (1867 amino acids)
Biological process (GO): regulation of ARF protein signal transduction
Molecular function (GO): guanyl-nucleotide exchange factor activity
Source: RefSeq, a predicted model, not a curated record